This is a messenger RNA of Staurois parvus, 342 nucleotides long. NCBI's taxonomy places the organism in Eukaryota, Metazoa, Chordata, Amphibia, Anura, Ranidae. The record is from the annotation of a GenBank genome assembly.
UCAUGCUGCUGCCAGGUCCAGAGUCUCUCAUGGGUCCCUGUACGGCCUCCCAUUGCUGCUGUCUCCAUCGCCACACUCUGCCAUGUGCCACUUUCAGGUCUCCUCACACUGCUGGUGUGUUCCAUUUUUUGUCAUAGGGUGCUGGCAGAUUACGGGCCUCCCAUAGCUGCUGCCAGGCCCCUAAUCUGCCAUGGGCCCCUAUACCGCCUCCUCAUGCUGCUGCCAAGUCCAGAGUCUCUCAUGGGUCCCUGUACGGCCUCCCAUUGCUGCUGUCUCCAUUGCCACACUCUGCCAUGUGCCACUUUCAGGUCUCCUCACACUGCUGGUGUGUUCCAUUUUUUG